GUGAGGCGCGCCCGCUCCUCUACUGCGCAUUAAAUGUACUCGAUUUUUCAUAUUCAUCAUAUCCUCUGAUACAGAAGACGACUCUAUUUGCAAUUAGGAUGUUUUUGACGUUCAUAAAACUUGGAUAUUCACACAAAUGUGGACAGCACGACGUAAAAAUGUCAAACACAGAGAAUGCAUGUAGUCCAAAGAGUCUACCGUGAGGCAACCAUACCAUGGAAAUGUCAUCUCAUUCUUGGGUGACCUAAAGGCGAGCUGGGCAAAGCUCUGAGGCUGUGACCACUUUGCGUCCCCAAUGUGUACAAUGAACAGCACUGCCUGGCCUUUGGACCUGGCUGAGUUUGUGAAACCUCGGGGCUUCAACAGCUCCCAAAGCCAGUCUGCUUCCACCAGCAGCUGGGCCUUGAUCCACACAGCCACCCUUGCCUUGUGCUCCCUUAUCUUGGUCCUCAUCUUUUGUCUCGGUUCUUAUGGCAACCUGGUGGUCUUCUUGUCCUUCUUCGACCCCACGUUCCGCAAGUUCCGCACAAACUUUGACUUCAUGAUCCUCAACCUAUCCUUCUGUGAUAUGUUCAUUUGCUGCAUCACUGUGCCCAUGUUCGCACUGGUACUCUUUCUGGAUGUUGGAGAUGCUGGUGGUGGAGUAUCCAAGGGCUUCUGCUUUGCCUUCCACCUCACCAGCUCGGGCUUCAUCAUUAUGUCCCUCGAGACAGUGGCUGUGAUUGCCCUGCAUCGCCUUCGCAUGGUCCUGGGUCAGCAGCCCAACCGUACAGCCUCUUUCCCCUGUACUUUGGCCCUUACAGCACUCUUAUGGACCACUAGUUUCACGCUGGCAGCAUUGGUUACCUUGCGAGCAUAUCCCAAGAGCUCUGGGCCCUGCCUGCCCCACUUUGGUAUUACUGGCAACAAGGCCAAGGUAGUAUUAUAUGUGUACAUUGCAGAUUUUGCUUUCUGUGUAGGUGUGGUGUCCAUCUCAUACCUCAUGAUUGCCCAGGCGUUGCGGAAGAACGCACAGGUACGAAAGUGUCCCAUUAUCACAGUAGAUGCAAGACGCCCACCUGCUCCUCACCCACCGUUCAUAGCUGCUGGUUUCGAGGGCAUGCAGUGUACAGUCCAGGUGCCCUCGCUUUACCGCAACCAGACGUACAACAAACUCCAGCAUGUCCAGACGCACUCCUUCACCAAGAGGACCAACCAGCCCAUAGUGCCUGGGGCUGCCACUGGAGCAACCUGCUGCCAGCUGGUUUCCACUGUAAACCUGGCAACAGCCAAGGACUCUAAGGCUGUGGUGACAUGCGUGGUGAUCGUCAUCUCUGUGUUGCUGUGCUGUCUGCCACUGGGCAUAUCCUUGGUGCAGGAUAUGGUGUCACCAGAAAGCAGCUUCAUUCAUUACCAGUUUGAGCUUUGUGGAUUCGCCCUCAUCUUCCUCAAGUCUGGCAUCAACCCGUUUGUGUACUCCCGGAACAGCGCAGGUUUGCGACGCCGUGUGCUCUGCUGCCUCCAGUGGCUGACCCUGGGCUUUCUAUGCUGCAAGCACAAGACACGCUUGCAUGCAAUGGGCAAAGGGAGUCUGGAAGUAAAUCGCAACAAGUCCUCGCACCACGAGACCAACUCAGCUUAUAUGCUCUCACCAAAGCCCCAGAGAAGGCUGGUGGAUCAGGCUUGUGGGCCCAGUCACUCCCGGGACAGCAUGCCUAGUCCUGUUGCCACAGCUGGACGCAAGCCCCGGCCCCCAAGCACAUCUACGCCCAUCAACACACGUAUAGAGCCGUACUACAGCAUCUAUAACAGCAGUCCGUCAGUAAGACCUAGUUCCCCCAAUUCCCUGCAGCCGGUCAACUCUCAAACCACUGCCUUUGCCAAGAGCUACAUUGCUAUGCACUACCACACCCACCAAGAGGUGCUGCAGGACUUUGACAGCACUUCGGCUCAUCAGAUUCCCAUCCCAUCAGUCUGAGUUGCCUUCUACAGGAGCUUCAGAACAUUACACUACUUGCUCAGCAUCCAAAAGGGAGCAUUUAGUAUUUGCUUGUGGUUUGCUACUGUUGUUUUGCUCAAGUGACAAAGCAUAUAAUUAGGAGGUCUAACUCAGACUUUUAAAAGAAGUAACAGUCACUUUCCCCAAAGUGUUAUUAUUGCUGUUUUCUGGAUUCAAGGGUGUUAUAUUUUUACAUUGACACAGCAUUUUAAUGUAAUGGUACUCACUCAGAUAAUGUAUU
This is a messenger RNA of Xyrauchen texanus (razorback sucker), 2219 nucleotides long. RefSeq names its product G protein-coupled receptor 75 (gene gpr75). The transcript is spliced from 2 exons. The record is from RefSeq and is a predicted model, not a curated record. Gene Ontology annotation, cellular component: membrane. Gene Ontology annotation, molecular function: C-C chemokine receptor activity. NCBI's taxonomy places the organism in Eukaryota, Metazoa, Chordata, Actinopteri, Cypriniformes, Catostomidae. Bases 296 to 1957 code for a protein of 553 amino acids. Gene Ontology annotation, biological process: G protein-coupled receptor signaling pathway.